CCAGAUUUCAUUGUGAUUCGAAAGUUUCGAGUGUUCGGACCGGUUGUGCUCUACUAAAAAAAACAAUAAAAUAAAAAUAACUUUUGUGUUCCAAUAAUUCGCUUAAACUGAGUAAAAAUGGCACGUACAAAGCAAACAGCCCGUAAAUCGACUGGAGGAAAGGUUCCUCGCAAGCCGAUGGCAACCAAGGUUGCGCGGAAGACCCGCCCAGCUGUUGGCGGUGUGAAAAAGCCACACCGUUAUCGUCCAGGAACCGUCGCUCUGCGUGAGAUCCGUCGUUACCAGAAAUCGACAGAGUUGCUCAUCCGCAGGCUGCCCUUCCAGCGCUUGGUGCGUGAGAUCGCCCAGGGUUUCAAGGCCGACUUGCGUUUCCAGACUGCUGCCCUCGGAGCCCUCCAGGAGGCAUCUGAGGCUUUCCUGGUUGGCCUUUUCGAGGACACCAAUUUGUGCGCUAUCCACGCCCAGCGCGUCACCAUCAUGCCCAAGGACAUACAGCUGGCGCGUCGCAUCCGUGGCGAUAAUAAUUAAGCUGGGCCAGUACCAGGAUCAUCUAUGUCCAUCUUCAUUCACUUUGUGGCAG
Drosophila serrata is the source of this 580-nucleotide messenger RNA. Its product is annotated as histone H3.3A-like. Gene Ontology annotation, cellular component: nucleosome. Gene Ontology annotation, molecular function: protein heterodimerization activity; structural constituent of chromatin; DNA binding. The record is from RefSeq and is a predicted model, not a curated record. Lineage: Eukaryota; Metazoa; Arthropoda; Insecta; Diptera; Drosophilidae.